AUGGAGUUGGUUCCUAUUGUUGGCUACCAUUUUGCUAAACGGUAUCGGUUUGAGAAUGCGUGGUUAAGGGAGCCUCUUUGCUUUCAACUUAUUAAGGACAGCUGGGAGCUUUGUGGGAAUGAUGAGGUUACGAAUAAAGUGAGUUUUUGUGGACAACAGUUACGUGUGUGGGGAAAGGAGUUCACGAGCAACUUCAAAGAUAGAAUUAAAAAGUGUCGAGAUGAGGUGCAAAGAUGGAAGUUGGGUCGAGAUGAUGUCUCAGUUGCAAAUUAUAAACAAGCGAAGAAGAACUUAUCCGAAGCUUAUAUUCAACGGGAGGUAUUUUGGCGUCAAAGAUCAAAGCAAUUAUGGUUGCAAGAAGGGGACAAUAAUAGCAAGUUUUUUAAUGCUUCAGCUACUAAUAGAAGACGGAAUAAUUUUGUUACAAAGCUUAAGGAUCAAUCUGGUGUUUGGGUGGAUUGGAAUAGUGGCCUAGAUCUGCUUAUGGUUAAUUAUUUCAAUGACCUUUUUUCUUUUUCUCAAACCGAUUCGAGAGAGGUUACUAGCAGUGUGAAAACCGUGUUUCUUUUGAACAAAAUGAUGAGAUGUUGCUGCCAAUUUUAG
Cannabis sativa is the source of this 603-nucleotide messenger RNA. RefSeq lists its product as uncharacterized. The coding region runs from base 1 to 603 and encodes 200 amino acids. Lineage: Eukaryota; Viridiplantae; Streptophyta; Magnoliopsida; Rosales; Cannabaceae. The transcript has a single exon. The record is from RefSeq and is a predicted model, not a curated record.